AUCGCAAUUCAUUUUCAAAGAAAACGUACGUAACGUGUGCAAUUUCAAACAAAUUAAAGUUUUUAAAAAACAAACAUUUACUAGAUGAUUAAAUUGCAUUCUGUUUCAUUGGUUUCGUUCUUCGAGUAAAAAAGAAAGGAAUCAUUAAGUUAACAAUGAGAGCUUCUUACCGCUCGAAGUCUGCCUAUCCAUCUGUUAGCACAGGUAACAGUCAUGGAGCCUUAGGUAACCUCUUCGAAAAUGCAUUUAGAGAUGGAUCUGUUUUAUUCUUAAAACGUCCAGAUGAUAUGCCUCUCAAAAAAAGACGCUUUACAACCGAAGCCAUUCCCGAAAAAAGAAAUAAAAAUAUUAAAACAAGAGAAGUUGAUGGAUUACUUAAAAAUUUGGAAAAUUUUUAUAAAAACUUUGACCCUAGUCAAAAACGCGCAACGAGAGCAAAUGUUAAUUAUAAUACGCGCUCAAACAAUAUUAAUACGCUUCAGAUUGAGACGAAAAAGACUGACAAACGAGACAAUGUAAAUAAAAUAAAUAAAAGCAAGCAAUCGGCUGGAGGAAAAGUUUGUAAGAGAACAAAAAAAGCUUCUCGGUUCGUCGAUACAGCUGUGCAACUGAAAUCGCCAGGAAGAAAGCGACAAGCACUUAAAAAAAGUUACAUUUUCUCACGAUAUCCUCAAGACUGUCGAGUUGUAACAGUCGAUUCAAACUUUAACAUUCAAUUUUGUAUCAUGGCUGAUAGCACUGGUUUGAUAUUUUUCAAACCAUCAACUAAUCGCAAGAAUUCUUCAUCAGCACGAAAAAUCACCAUAUUGAUGCUUCAGGGAAAGUUAUCAAUUUAUUUAAGUAAUGAUCGAGAAACUAUUUUGGUGGAAAUGACAGCUCAUUCCUUUUUACAAAUUCAGCCGGAAACUAAUUAUGAAAUGAAAAAUGAAACAAAUGAUGAUGCCGUUUGUUUCUUCAUGAAAGACGAUGAAAAUUAGAAAAGAACAAAUAUUCUUUUAAACAAAACUCUUAUUCUUUUUUUUUUAUUAUUUAUUCUAAUACUCAGGUAGAGCUAAAAGACUGAAAAAUCUUAAUUAAGUUUGAAUGAAAAUAAAACAUUAUUUACAAUAUUGAGGAUUAAAUAAUCAAUAACAAAUUAUUUUACAAUUCCUUUCUAAUUCAA
Messenger RNA from Clunio marinus, 1162 nucleotides. Lineage: Eukaryota; Metazoa; Arthropoda; Insecta; Diptera; Chironomidae. The record is from the annotation of a GenBank genome assembly.